UGCUCACGAGUGGUCGUGUGGUGUGGUGUGUGCCGCCAGCCUCGCGGUACCUGUGUUACACUGGUCGCCCACGCUGGCCCCGCGGAUGUACCUUUAACGACGACACAUGCUGUUGCCUCAGUGUUGAUAGUGUUGACUUGUGAAUUGUUACAGUGUACAAGUAGCGACUGUUUGACGCAUCCAGGUGUAGAGAAGACGUCCUUGCCCCUCACACGUGUUCCACCACCACUCUUUUUGAAGGAAGAGCCGCCCAGGCCAGCUGAGGUAGAGGCAGCGUGUGUGAGGUGGGCGGUGCAGGCUGGCCGCCGUAUAAGGCAGCGGGCCAGGCGCCUCGCACCUGCUCACACACUCCAGAAUGCCGGCCAGCAGAACCAGCAGUCGAGGGUCGGGGGAGCACCACAGUGACCAUUAUGGUGUUAUGGCCGUCAGACACUAUGAGUCCGGUCCACCCGCCUCUAAACAACAGCUCUCUAAGGUUGAUGAUGGUGACGUGUUCGAAACAGUGAAGGAAGAAGAGUGGCUGACGAGGAAGAAGGUGACGACCACGACGACGAAGAACAUAGAGACGAGGACACAGCGGCAGGUGGUGCUGGAGGACGGGCAGGUGGUGGAGGACUCUGGCCCCGUCGUCACCACUGACUGUAAGGGAGGACACGGUCACCAGGAGGUGCAUGCUGAUGAGGGAAGCAGGAAACGGUACGCUUCCAGAUACAGGUAUUGGUUAUGGUACCUGUUUGACGUACCGGUAUGGUCUCCUGGUAUUGGUGUGGUCUCCUGGUACUGGUGUGGUCUCCUAUUACCGGUACAGUCCAUCAUGGUACCGGUAGAGCCCAUCGUGAGGGUGAGGUGGAGCAACAUUCUGCAACACCACCACCCAACACCACCCACUACCACCACCCAUCACGCCACCCACUACCACCACCCAUCACGUUAUUGUCAUCAUCAAACGGAGGUAGAGGACCACGUACAAGGGCACGGUGACCUGCGGGCGCUGACGGAGGCUCGUGGCUGGGAGGUGGCCAGACCCGAGCGGCGCGUCGUGCACGAGUCAGCCCGCAAGUGGGGCACUGUUGAUACUGAAGACGUGCACGAGACCAGCAGAGUCCAGGACGGGCACGUGGUGACAGAGACGGAGAGAACGACCCAGCACGAGCAGUACGAGAACGAGUCACUGCCAGACUCUGGGUCUUCCCUCAGUGACGGGUCAGUGCACGAGGAGGCGAGGGAGACUCAACACAACAUUGUUCACACCAAGGACGAGGACCUGGUCGAGUACUACGGUGUGCCCCGAGGUGGUACUCUAGCUCAGGGCGUCAAGCUGGGUGAGGGGAUGCAUGUUGUGAGUGAAGACUUCCAUGAGGACCGGGAGGGUGAGGAUCUAGACUCCCUCAGUGAGAGACUCCGACGAGCUCGCCGCCUGGGAGCCUUAAAGCCCAAGCCACGGGACGCCCAAGAACGUACGGACGCCCUCACGCGACGCCCGCUGGACUAUCAUCAGGAGGAAGAAACCCGCAAGUCUGAGACUAACCGCUGGCUGGAGAACCACUUUGGCAGCGAGUCAGGUCGUUCUGGCAGCUCUCAUCAGGACCCAGAGGAGGAGGGCGGCGGCUUGCACACAGCUGGCGGCAACGUCAUCACCAUCACCAUGAGUCCUCGUCCGGCCACCCCCGAGGACCAGCCGGACGUUGCUCCUCCAUCUAUUCAUCGCUGGGGAAAUUCUCCAAUGACUACUAACCAUACACUGGCAUCUAAGGCUCCCCCGCCGCCGCCGCCACCUAAACCUGCGGCAGCUUGGAUGCCGCCACCGCCAGCUACCUCCUCACACCAACAGUCACCACCCAGUGAGGAGAUCACACACACCAUGAUCGCUGCAGCCCGGGCAAAAUUACGGUCAACGGGACGUAUUCUAGACGACGGCGAAAACGGCACGCCACCUACCAGUCCUCCCGCCACAAACGGUGUGAGGUUUACGAGCUUACAAGACCGGACACAAGUGCUGCCACCAUCUUCAGGAACCUUCGCCUCACCACCAAUGUCCCCUACAGGAGUUAGUCGACCUCCUGAUGACCCAGUGUACAGUAGUAGGUUCAGGUCGGGCAGUCCUGCGGGGUUUGUACCAACACGUGUGUUCUCCACACCCGGCAAAAUGUCCAGACCCCCGGCAGACUCUCCUCCAGACAGUCCUCCUCCGCCUCUCCCGGCCACCCCACCACCACCACCAAGCAACAAUGUCGGUAGGUCACAGUCGUUUAAUGUGACCGCCAAGAACUGGAUGAACGGUGGGUCAAGGACUUCGUCUUCUCGUCUUAUGGAUACACGAAUGAAGGAGUACCGCAGUGAGGAGCAGCUGGACACCGUGGGUCACAGGCCCUCCAGACAGUGGCCCCCGACACACAGGGAAGUUUCACCAGAGCCUCAGAGGGAGACAACACCCCCUCCUCCCCCACGACAACGCAGCUCCCUGUCACCUCACACACACUACAACACAACGCCCACCAGGUCCUCCAGGCCAUCCAGAAUCUCAGAUUUUGUAACACAAACAAUCGCUAGAGAUUCGGGAACACAGACCGAGUCAUCACCUGUGCCACCACCGCGCACCAAGAGAAAGAGCAAACCUAAAACUUAUUACUUUGGCCAAGACUCUUCAUCCUCUACAUCAUCAUCUCACAAAGCAACAAGAACACCGAACACUACAACUACUACAGCUUCAUCCUACACCAGAACUAGUACACACAACCAAAUGUCACCGAAGGUCGAGAGAAAGUUCCGCACGACAAAGACCAUCACCCCUGUCAUAGUGCCCAAAACUACCACCACUGCCAGCAGUACAAACCACAACUCCAGCAUGAAGAACCGCUCGUGGCACUACCGCAGCAUGGACGAGCUCAGUACAGGUGUGGAUAGUACUCCCAGAGCUUCCUGGACCAACACUGUUGAUCCUCGCCGGCGUCCUCGCGACUACUCUCAUCAGGCUAAAGAACCAGAGAUGCGGACACUGCCCAAGAAGCUGGUGAACGGCACUUUGUCUCCCAGCAAAACUUACAUCUUCGGCGGCGACAAUACAUCAAACGGAAGCCGCGUGCGGUCGGAGUCUUCGUCUCACCUGCGGAGGUCACACGGAGGCUCCAUGGUGAACGUGUCCCUGGCUGGCAUGUCUUCUCCUAAGAGUAAGGCUGUGGUGGAGCCUCAGGACAGACAGUCACCACCACGAGACAUUCGACCCGUCAUCAGAAGUCAGAGCCUCAAUGUGAAGCCCGCCCCUCUCAGUGUGCCGCCCUCAACAGUGUCUCCCAGUGUUGGUCUGUCCAGCCACCAGCGCACUUCCUCUGUAUAUAAAUCGUCCCCUUACCUGAACCUGAGAAGUCCCAACCUCAUCGCCACCAUCGCCCGCUCUAACUCCACGAGACGAAGUGACGAGGACCACAACGGUAACCACGAGCGGGAAGAAUCACCGCCUCCCGCCGAACGAUAUCGCUCUCCUCGCCAGGUGUCGGGAAGCUCUUCCCGUAGGGCCAGCCUCACGCCUACCCACAACCACAGUAAUGCCCCGGUCAUGAACGGCCAAGACAGCCGAGAGGAAGAAAAGCGGAACAGAUUUAUGAAGGGUCUCCUGACCUCGGCCCCGGAGCUCUUCCACUUCAUUCACGGUGAUGAAGUUGAUAAACCAGGGAAUGACAACGCUCCCAGUAGAACCCGUCAGCCCUCCAACCCGCCUGAAUCGCCACCACAGCUGAUACGACCUCCAGAAUCUCCGCUGACGUCCCCUACGGUCACGUCGCCGCCAGCUUCUGCAGCCCCUCGUAUCUUCACCUUCGGACGAGGGGAAACGGGAUCUCUCAAGAGGAGUCCUUCACUGUUGCAGGAGAACAACAACAACAACCGCUUCAGUAGUCUUGGGAGGCCUCGGGAGAGUCUCAGCAGUAGUCACCGCGACAACAACAUCUCCAGUAGUCAAAGAGAGACAACAACCACCAACCAACGCAACAGUCUCAGCUCUCAGUAUCACCGUAAUGCCCUCCUCAACCAAAAUGGAACCAAUUCUCUCUCUCGGCCAAAAUUUAAUCUUAAGUCGUCGGGCGACGGGUCGUCUAUCCUGUACUCCACCUCCUUCCGUAACAGACAAGAACCCAACACUACGUCCCUGAACAGACGGGGCUCCGACUCCUACGACCCUCCUCCACAGUCACGGCGGUGGAGGGAACAGGAGGACGCCGUGGAAGGGAAGAGUGGAGGGAAGGUGACCUCCAAUAUCACAAGAGAUGGAGCUGUCCUCAUCCCCAUAAGAGAUUGGAACAGCCGCUGAUACGAUGGUGCUAAUGUUAGAUGUAGAUCCUUGUAUGAUGAUGACUCCGGUCAACUACUUAUACCAAACAUUUAUUGUGGCGUUGUUUAAUUAGUUAAUAAUAACUACGUCAUACUCUGGCAGAGCUUUUGGUUGGAUACCGAAUUGUGGAGCAAGAGAAGAGCUUUAUGAGGCCCAGUAACCUCAGAGGUCUGGUGAUACUGUAUCCACUAAAAGUCAUUUUGUUAUGUUCUAAACCAAUGGUAGUCAAUAUCAAAUUAUUUAUUAAUAUUAAUAUUUACUGGACGUCUCUCUGUUUGACGCUCUCAAGGUGGGGGGCGGAGCUCUCCUGGCCUCACUGCUGUGAGCUGAGGUUGAGCUCCUGUGAGUGGUACACCUCCCAACUCAUCUGCCUACUGCAGGUAUGACAGUGUUGUGUGGCGUGACUGUAACAAUAGGACCUCCUUGGGUCACUCACCGUUGGUUAAAACAAGGUUAUGUGUGAAGCAGAUAUGUUAAAUGUGCCAUAAAGUGUAAGACAUAGUUGUGGUGAGGGGGCCCUGCCUCCUGUGGUGAGGGGGCCCAUGCUUGUGUGGUGAGGGGGCCAUGCCUUCUAUGGUGAGGGGGCCAUGUUUGUGUGAUAAGGGGGGCCUCACCUUGUGUGGUGAGUUGGGAUGAGAGGGCACUGCCUUGUGAGGUGAGUUGUGGUAAGGGGGCCCUGCCUAAUGUUGUGUGUUGUGAUGAGGGGCCCUGCCUCCUGUGGUGAGGGGGCCAUGCCUUGUGGUAAGGGGGGCGUCACCUUGUGUGGUGAGUUGGGGUGAGAGGGCACUGCCUUGUGAGGCGAGUUGUGGUAAGGGGGCCCUGCCUAAUGUUGUGAUGGGAGCACCUGCCUCCUGUAGUGAGGGUGUGGCGCUGAAGUUGUGGUCACCCACGAUUACUCACACACACACACACACGCUGUCUUGCUGGAUAAAUUAAUCAUCACUUUAAUUGUGUGUUAAACACCAUUGUUCAGUACAGUACACACCAAGCUCUACUAUACCUUCUUCUCUGCAUCAGUAAUAAGUGACUUGAGAUAUUGCAGUGUUUCCCGACGGUCAGUUGCUGCUCUCAACUAUACUCUCGCUUAAAGAAAAAAAAGUAGAAAUAAAUGACUUUUAAGUAAAAACUCCUACCUUAACUUUUGUACUAAACAGGUUUUGACUUCAUAAUGACCGUCGAUUCAGCUUUAAUGACGAAUGUGAAAGUAAUAUCAAUAGAACUGGAUCAUUUUAUCUUUAGUUAUUUUUUGGCUGCCCACAAACUUUAAUCUUCUUACCUCAGAGAGACAUUUUCCACUGUUGGCUUCGUCACUCACAUCUAACCAAAUACUAGUGAGGGUUGUGUCUUAUUAUGGCUUCCUGUUCUUUGUCUUCCCUUAAUUAAUUUUUAAUUCUAAUCGUCCGUGUACAUUAUAUGUUUAUUGACGUAUUAUUGGUAAGGAACGUUUGCAUAAAAUGUAUGUUGUUAGUUUAAGGUGAUUGUGUAUAUUUUAAAUAACUGUAUAAAUACUGUAAUAGGUGAGUUUGAUGUCAUAAACCAGUAGUUGAUAACACUCUACAUGAUGCCAUAUCAUGAUUUUUGCCAAAUGUUAAGUGUCAUGAGCUAUUAAUAUAUAAGUAUUAGUAAACAGCUUUAUUUUCAGUAAAUAUUGUAAUCUCAA
Molecule: messenger RNA, 5984 nt
Organism: Homarus americanus (American lobster)
Lineage: Eukaryota; Metazoa; Arthropoda; Malacostraca; Decapoda; Nephropidae
Product: serine/arginine repetitive matrix protein 1-like
Exons: 9
Coding region: 356-4303 (1315 amino acids)
Source: RefSeq, a predicted model, not a curated record